UUGCUUAAUAUUUUGCUUUGGUUUCUCGAUUAGCUGGAUUGGUUUCUGUUGUCUCCAAGAAGACUCGUUUUUUGAAAUUAAAAGGAUGAGAGAGCAUCAUUUGCAUUCAUUCUUUCUGUGAAGGAUGAAUUUUGGAAAAGAAGGGUGAGCAGUCACUUUGAAAUUAAACCGCCUAGACCUCUGAGAGCUCUGUAGGCUUCUGAAAUAUUCUAAUGGAGUAUAUUUCAAAUCCAAAAUGAGACAGAAUCAGAGGAGAGUUGGAUGAAAUUGCAUGAGGUUCCCAUCAGGCUGCCCUGAGCACAGGUGUGACAACUCCCUGACACUUAUGUUGCAUCACUGGUCCCUCACUGGCUCUUCCAACCCACCUGCUACCUCCCUCUCGCCUCCAUCAGGGCCUGGCUUUUCGCCUUCCCCUUGAAUGUGUUCCCUUCUGUUUUUAUUUAUUUCUUUUAUUUUUUUGUGGCUGCAUUGGAUCUUCACGGCUUUGCACCGGCUCUCACUCGUUGUGGCGAGUGGGGGGCUACUCGUCUUUGCAGUACGCUGGCUUCUCAUUGAGAUGACUUUUCUAGUCGCAGAGCACAGGCUCUAGGCAUGCAGGCUCAGUAGUUGUGGAGCAUGGGUUCAGUACUUGCAGCACACAGGCUUGGUUGCUCAGGAGCAUGUGGGAUCUUCUGGGACCAGGGAUUGAACCCAUGUCCCUUGCUUUGGCAGGCGAACUCUUAUCCACUCCGCCACUGGUGAAAUGCUCCUUCUGUUUUUAACACAGCUGGUUCCUCCACACCACGCAUGUGUCAUGUCAAAUACUGGCCCCUCCUCAAAAGGUUCCCCGAGGUAGCCGUCCUUCCAGCCCGCUCUCCUCUCUGCGGUGACCUGGUUUCAUUUUCUCAUGACGUCUGGCUCUGCUGGAGUCACUUUGCUGUUGGUCUCUUCAUUUCCUGUCUCCCCCCACCCCAGCAUCUGAACUGCACGAGAGGCAGGUAAGAUUCCUGCUUUGCUUCAGACUCUCUCCCCGUGUCGGCACAUAGGAGGCGCUCAAAAUACCUGUAUCAAGAAGUCAUUUUUCACCCUCUCCCUUAGCUUUUACUUCAAUCCUUAUUUCUUCCUUUGCCAGCUCUACUGCUUGUAAAAUGACUUUGUGUUUCAGGAAGAAGACUGAAAAUGAGGAACCAGUAUGGUUUUAUAUGAAACUUUUAAUUUUGACAUAAUCGCAGCUUCACAUCUGGCUGUGAGGAAUCCUACGGAGCGAUCCUGCGAACCUCUUACACUUUCGCCAGUGGGGGCGUCAGGGGGAACCAUAGGGCGGAGUCACAGCCAGGAUCCUGGCGAUGAUGCAGUUGCGAUGCAGAACAGUUGCAGCGCUUGGCUGGACUUCACUCAAGGUGGCAUUGUGGUGCGGGCGCAUACCCAAACUGCGGUAUCCUUGCGGUUUGAUGAUUGAUUCUUUGUGCCUAGAAAAAAAAAAUAUAUAUAUAUAUAUAUAUACACACACACACUCACACUUACCUGAGAAAAACAAACCCACCCCAAAGCAUGAAUGAUGAUGUAACAAGUAUCCCCAUAUAGAGAGGAAAGGUCCACUUUCUUUCCUCCUGUCUCUCCUGGUGCCAUGAGCCGAGCUUGGAGACGUCAGGCGGGACCCUCCUAGGGGCUCCUUUACUUCCCGCCUCCAUAUCUCCUUUGCUGGGUGAUCGGUCAUGUCCACUGGCCUCCAGCCUGGGUUUCUCAGAGGCCUGAGUGCGUCUGGCCUGGAAGCUCGCCUGGCGUUGCAGGACCUGUCCCGAGGCCUUCAGACCCCCAGCCCCGAGCCACGGCUGUGACGCUCAGGCUGUCUCAGAGGAUUAGCACAAGCCUUGACGCUAGGUGGCAGGGUGAGACCGUGCUAAUCUGGACCUCUUUCCUCGGGUCCGUCCCUUUGCCCCCAGGUGUAUCGUUAAAACUAGGACGUGCCUUCCUUUAAAAAAGCGGUGAUCUAGACUCCCUGACCCCGGGCGUGUGGACUUCAGAACUUCGUUUCGGCACGUCAGUGUCUGUCCUUCUGCCCCGCCAGCCAGUCCAGGGUCGGGGCUGUGGUCUUUGACGCGGGCGCUCCUUCUCGCAGCCCGUGACCGGGCUUCUGAGUUCUCCCUCUGCACGUCCAUAAAGUGCUUUCUCUCGCUCGACUCCGGCUCGUCCCUUGCUAGGUUGCACGGAGGAUGUUUUCUGAGCUGUCACUGCUGAGUGCCCAGGUCCUCCCGCUGGCCGCAGUGGCUGGUAUAAUUGUCCACGUCCCUCUAUUCUUUCCUUCAGCCUUGCUAGGUUCAUUCUGUUCUUCCGUCACGUUGUCUGCAAUGGCGUUUCCAUUGCUUGCUUUCUUCUUGUCUCUUAUUUCUGAGCACGAACCUUCCAGUGAAAUCUGCUUCACUUCCUUGGACGAUGCCUUUUCUUGCACGUGUGUUCAGCUGUUUUCCCUGUUCAGACCAAUCUCCCCCCGCUCCAUCCUUCCCUCCAUCCAAGUCAGGUUCUGUCUUGACUGAGACAUUCCCCUUGCUCUCCUAUUAUCUACCCCUCUAAAUUCCUCCAAGAGUCAUUUCCCCAUCAUGCAUUUCAUUCAUUCAUUCAGUCAGCACCUGCUAUGCACCAGGCAUUGUUCUGGUUGCUGGGGAUACGACACUGGACAAACAGACCCUAAUUCCUCCCUUGUGAUGAGGAAUAGGAAUGAUAAGGAAGGGACAGAAGUGAAAACACAAGAGUGUGUCGGAUGGUGGGGCUACGCGACCCAGCAUGUGGUGGAAGGCCUGGAGCCGCGGACCCCGUACCGAUUCCGGCUCAAGGUCACCAGCCCCUCCGGAGAGUGUGCCUACAGCCCGGCGGUCUCUGUGUCCACGACCCGAGAACCCAUAAGUAGCGAACACUUGCACAGAGCUGUCAACGUGAACGAUGAAGAUCUGUUGGUGCACAUACUGCAAGGAGGCAACGUGAAGGUUGAUGUUCCCAAUAAAUUUGGCUUUACUGCCCUGAUGGUCGCUGCCCAGAGAGGAUAUACCAGGCUUGUGAAAAUCCUCAUUUCUCAUGGCACAGAUGUGAAUUUGCAAAAUGGAAGUGGCAAGGACAGUCUGAUGCUCGCAUGCUAUGCGGGACACCUGGAUGUUGUGAAGUAUCUCCGAAGACACGGUGCUUCCUGGGACACCAGGGACCUGGGAGGCUGCACAGCUAUGCACUGGGCUGCAGACGGAGGCCACUGCGACGUGAUCGAGUGGAUGAUAGGCGACGGCUGUGAGGUGGACGUCGUGGACGCUGGCUCCAGGUGGACCCCACUCAUGAGAGUCUCUGCAGUCUCGGGGAACCGGGAGGUUGCCUCUCUGCUGAUCGACGCAGGUGCAGACGUGAAUGUGAAGGACAAAGACGGGAAGACCCCUCUCAUGGUGGCUGUGCUGAAUAACCACGAAGAAUUAGUCCAGUUACUUCUUGACAGAGGGGCAGAUGCAAGUGUGAAAAAUGAGUUUGGCAAAGGCGUCCUCGAGAUGGCCAGAGUUUUCGACAGACAGAAUGUCCUCUCCCUGUUAGAAGAAAGGAAAAGAAAGCAAAUGCCAAAGAAGUCAUCUAUUCGCUGACCAGGGCACCUCUUACUUCCCUCUCAAAGCCGAGUGAAACAAAGCAAAGCGGGACUUGAACUGGAGAGAAGGAAUUCUGCGUCUCUGAGGGCUAUACAUUUGAUUACUUAUUUAAUUGAAGAUUCACAGUGACUUUUGUAACAUACAACUGUUCCCACUUUGAAAUACACCUUUUUACCUAAA
Messenger RNA from Cervus elaphus (red deer), 3773 nucleotides. RefSeq names its product fibronectin type III and ankyrin repeat domains 1 (gene FANK1). The coding region runs from base 2577 to 3590 and encodes 337 amino acids. Gene Ontology annotation, biological process: regulation of apoptotic process. The transcript has 10 exons. Gene Ontology annotation, cellular component: nucleus. NCBI's taxonomy places the organism in Eukaryota, Metazoa, Chordata, Mammalia, Artiodactyla, Cervidae. The record is from RefSeq and is a predicted model, not a curated record. Gene Ontology annotation, molecular function: protein binding.